This is a messenger RNA of Pundamilia nyererei, 5156 nucleotides long. It is a transcript of the gene rttn, whose product is annotated as rotatin. The coding region runs from base 144 to 5156 and encodes 1670 amino acids. The transcript has 36 exons. The record is from RefSeq and is a predicted model, not a curated record. Gene Ontology annotation, cellular component: centrosome; ciliary basal body; centriole. Gene Ontology annotation, biological process: centriole-centriole cohesion; centriole replication; ciliary basal body organization. NCBI's taxonomy places the organism in Eukaryota, Metazoa, Chordata, Actinopteri, Cichliformes, Cichlidae.
GUGGAGUGACGCUGGCGCGGUAGUUGAAAACAGACGUUGUUGACAUGACGCUGGCGAACAACAGCUCAGCAGAUGCACAAACCUCGGUCGAAGCUUUUACUUAACUUUAACACAGGAGAACUUAUCAUAACUUGACACCGAGCAUGGAUUUAUCUUCCAUUAUAAGGAAAAUGGGUCACUCUCUGGUGGAGAUAAGAGUGCGAGCAUUGAAGAGCAUCUUAUGCAAGCUGGAUCUUUCCCUGAUUUCCGUCCAUGAUAUUGUCCAGGAGAAGAUGCUGUUUGUGUAUCUUCUGGAGUGGUUCAAUUUCCCCGAGGUGCCAAUGAAGGAAGAGGCCCUUGAAUUGCUUUUAACCUUAUCAAAGCAUCCAAGUGCAGCCCAGAUGCUGCGAGACGUUGGGGCGGUGGACUUUCUCACCCAACUGUCUCCUAACGUGGAGCCCAGCCUGCGAGCUGUCAUUGAUGGAACCCUGGACCAGCUGUUCCACCUACCAGAACUGCUCCCCAGUCGCGUAGUUGUCUAUUCACAUGGACCACGUAGUACAUCUUCAAAAGCUCAAGAGGAUUUGCCUAAAAUGGGUUAUUUCCACAAGAGCAUGCCAAAUAAUAUGGAUAUACCGCCUCACAAGAUAGCAGAGCACGAAUCUGUGAGAUGUCUGAAGUUUUCUGUGUUUCCAUGGCUGACUUUGACAAACACAGACAGGCACAUACUUUCUUCCAAUGAGAAUUCCUUGGGGAGCAGCAAUACCAACCUAGUGCGAACGACUUGUGAACUUCUGUGUGAUGUCAUUAUGCAAGACUUUCCUGCUGAGAUCUUUCUGCAAAGGCCGGGCAUUGUAAAGAGCCUUCUGUCCCUAUUGAGGCUGGGUCCAGGUAAAGAGGAGUCAGGCUACAUCUACUUGUCGGCUCUUUCCUGUCUCCGGCAGCUUUGUGUGGGAUUAAGAAGGCGGCUGCGCUUUCAUCAAGACCCAAGCUUCUACUCUGCGAAACAAGAUCCAGUUUCUCAGAACUCGUCCUUCUCCUACACCCAGGAGGUUCUGGGGACCCAGCGUUCGGGGGCCUCCUCUCCUGGGUCCGAGUGCUCUCCCCGGCCUUCUUUAGUGGGACGCACAAGCCAGAGAGCCAGAGGAGAUGGUCAAGAUGGAGACGCAGCUUCUAAUAGUGGCAGCUCACACAGAAGUGGAGGAGCAGUCCAGGCCCCCAGACAGAUGGCCCAUUCACCUGCAGAUGUGGCCCAUGUGGAGCUUCCUGAUCUGGGUGUAGAAGAUGUGUUGGAGUUGCAGUUGCGGCAGCUCACUUUGGCUCAGUUUACUGUUGCCUCUAUGGAGUGUGCCAUACCACUGCUUAAGACAGAAGGUUUGCAUGCUUUCCAUCGCGUUCUGGAGCUGCUGUGUGACGCUGUCCUCCUGCUUGGGGACAGCGUUUGUGAGCUGGUCUGGGACGAUCGCAGCCUGGCGGGGAUGGAGCUGAAAGAGAAGCUGCAAACCUGCAUGGAGCUACUGGGGGAUAUACUGAGCUAUCACCACAGCUGUUCAGUGGAUAUUCCCAACAAUUCUCAGGUUCACCAUAGAAUAGCCUACAUAGGCGCUGCCAUAUUUACCAUUAAACUCCUACAGACCAUCCUCCCACCCGAGAAGGCUAGUGACAAUCUCCCAGAAAACACUGCAACAGCUCUUUUCCACUUAUGCUUGGACACAUCAUUGGGAAGUUUGUUACCCAGCAUGCAAGAGACAGCAGUGGCCUACUUGGAGCAGGUGAACUCGGACAGCCAUGAAAUCUACAGGAGGGUGACCCGAGCUGCCCUCUGGAUGGAAUCCACUUGCAUCUUUCUCAGGGAAGCACAAGCGGAGGGGGAGAAGAAUUGGCUGGAGUUAGUGGAGCUGGCAGACCAAGCCAUAGAUGGCCUUCCAUUUCACCAGCACUUGCCUAUCAUCAAAGAAUGUGUUCACAUUUGCUCUUAUCUGUGGAAGUUUGAACAGCCCAGUCCCCUCCUCCAAACGGAGAGCCAGAAACUCCUCCUCAAGCUGCUGGCCCAUCCUUUACUGCCCGUCAAGACAGAAACAUAUGAAUGCACUUUAAACCUGGUCAAGGACUGCCUUGGCAUCCAGAAUGCGACACGUCAGGAACCAGGGGCAUGUGCUGGAGUUAGCUUCCUUCUCCACCACAGGGUGCUCUAUGAAAUAAGCACCUUUGGACUCCAAGAUUCGGCACAAAAGGUGAAUGCUCUUGCCAAGGAUAUCCUGCUAUUCCUGCUCAAGGGACGAUUGAUGAUGACAGCAUCAGCCUGGGACAGAUUCAAUGAGGCACUUUACCCGGUCAUGCCCAUAUUACAGGGUUACGCCAGCACCGAGGAGUCACUGGGAAACUGCGUCCUGCUGAUAAGUGACAUGUCGGACAUGGCAAGAGACAGUGUGUUCCCAAGUACAGCCAAACUAAAGGCGGCACUGCGACUCCUUUUCACUAAGCAGCCCGCUGUGAGAAUAGCAGCAGUGCAGCAAUUCCUGCCCCACCUCACUGGAAGCGACGAUUCAAAUACAGCCCGGCCAAAACUGGAUCAACAAAUGAUUGCCUCGCUCCCCAACCUCUUCUGCCUUAAAAACCCUUUAGACAUCACACUUGAUACCAGCAAGAAGUCUGUUCUAAAGGUGGAAUCUGUUGAGAAGCUGUUUAGUAUCCUCUACUCAGACAUGGUUGAUAUCACCUUGAAAAGGUCAGCUGCAGAACAGCUUUCUGUGGUGCUACAAGACACAGCAAUGCACCCAGUACUAAAGAACCUUGGAAUAACAGAUAAAGUCCUUUCUGUAAUUAUGGAGUGUGUAAAUGGCAACAAGAGGUUUGAUUGUCUACUGGAGCCUUGUGUAUGUAUCCUGAGAAAGCUGGUGUACGCUGAUCCAUCUCUGAGGCACAGCCUGGCACAGCGGCAGCUCCUGCUCCUCACACUGCUCAGGGCAUCGUUGAUAUUGAAGGAGAACAAAAGCGAUGGAAGUGAGAUUGCUGUUCUGAUGAGUUUACUGCUAUUUGAUGAGAUCGCCAGCACUGACUUAUGGUCUGACACGUCCACCACAGAAGUGAGCGUCACACCAUUCUCCCUGCCAUUGGCAGUAACACGCAGGUACAACGUUCCAUUUCAGGCAGCAACUCAUCAUGCUGUUAGUCCGUACUGCUGCGUACUGGUGCCUUCGUCUGACCUCCAAACUCUUAACCCUGCCCGCCAAGCCCUACAGGUGGCCUGGAACACUGCGUGGCAUUCUGGGAUAGAUAACCGCCUUCAGGAGCUUUGUGGCAUUGCUAGAGAUGUCAGCGAAUUCCAUCCCGACUUAAAGCUGUCAGAAACACAAGUUUUGUGGCUGAAGGCAGUGCACCUUCCCACUGCGCUGCAGGAUUGUAUCCAGGCCAUCGUCACCGCAUCAGGGCACAGUUCUGUGGCCUCUGCUCUCUCCAGGCUCAGCAUCUACCUGUUGAUUGACAGGCUGGCAUUCCCACACAUUCCCACCUACAGAUGCAGGGAGACCCUUCACUCCCUCAGCUGGCAGGCUGCAGUGACCAGGUUUCUCCAGGUGCGCCCAGCCUGUGUUGAGGAUGAAAGGUUGCUGGUGGGCAUCAUUGCAUUUUUGAAUGCCUACUUCACGCAGAUUCACACUGAAUUUGCGGCCGACUCAGAGGACGAGGACCUGCGCUGGAUACUGGAGCUGCUUCUCAACCAGGAUGCUGUGUCUCUGCUGAAUUUGCUGCUUGGUGUGGAGACCCAGACCUCAACUCAGAGCACAGGGGAGCAUCAAGAAGUGAAGAACCAUGUGAGCCAAAGACUGCAGAGAGAGCUCACCCACUUCUUUAACACCUUACUCCGCUGCCUAUCACACACCACUGACAGGCUAUGUUUGGCAUUAGCCGGCCCCUUCAAGAGCCAGCUGGCCGUCCGUUUGCUUCAGAGCCUGCGGGUGUCUGAUGCACCGCGUUUUUAUGGCCUUCCCAGCCUGGAGAGGACACUGCAGGGCAUGAUCAGCGUGACUGCCCAGCCUGGCUGGAGCUCCCACUGCCCUGACCUGGAGCCCAGCUCCCUUUGCUCCAAGUAUCUCAGUGGGUUAUUAGAGGUGAUAUCCUCAUUUUAUGUUGAGUGGGGUGGCAACUCCUUGUCAUUCAUGGGGAAAGGUGUUACCAAGAAUGCAGUCAUCUGCUUGCUUCACUUGUCUCAUGAGAUGAUGUCUGAAAACAAGGACAAGGACAUGAUUCCACAGUGGUCUUUGGGGAAUGAAGCAGCUGCCGAGGAAGCCAGUUCCUCUCAGCUGGGUUUAGCAUGGUUGAUCCCGUUAUGGGUGGACCGAGAUCAAGAGGUGAGAUUUGCCAGUUUGAGUUUGGGUGCAGCUCUAUCCUCGAUGCCCAGCGGGUGCCAGGCUCUGUGUGCCAGCUGUCAGAACAUAAGUGGAGGCCUGUGGGGCACAUUGCUCAACAUCCUCUUGGAUCAACAGGAGAGCAGCAUGGUCCGCAGAGAGGCUGCAUUUAUCCUGCAGAACUUGCUGGUGAUGCCUAUGCCUGCCAAUGCAGAGGAGGCCAAGGACUCCCACUGGCAGCACCCGUGUGUUCGCGAUGAAGUGUCUGGGGUGUCUUUGGUGGGUCUUCCAGCACUGCAGGCUCUGCUCUAUCACUGUCAGUAUUUCCAGCAUGUGGGUCUCUCUGCCUCCAAUUGUUACUGCGGCAGGUACACUUUCUACAUCCAGCCUCGUGUUGGCUCUCACUGUGGCCCAAGACUUCAGGAGAGCGCCUCAUCGGAUUCUGAGAAUUCUCUGUGGCUUUCGGGACGCAACCCACCAGCACCCACAGUCAACUCCAGCAGACCCUCCAGCUCUCUCUCCACCUCUAGCACUGUGAUAAGAGAUUCAAGGCCACACUCCCCAAAGGCUCCCUCCCCACUGAGUAUGACACAAGAUACCCCUGUCAGCAGACUGAUGGCUCAAGGCCAGAGCGACACAGACACCAGCAACUCUAUUACCUCGCAGGACUCCCGACAGGGCGAGCCCUUGGCCGUGGAACCCGUUGUCAAGGUAACGCCUGACCUCCUGACGGCCCACUGCGGCCUGCUGACCAACCUGCUGGCCAUCCUGCCAGACUUCACCCUCACUGCCAUCCGACAUAACCAGCUCCUUCAAGCUCUGGCCAGGUAA